Oncorhynchus nerka (sockeye salmon) is the source of this 7839-nucleotide messenger RNA. Its product is annotated as adenylate cyclase type 9-like. Lineage: Eukaryota; Metazoa; Chordata; Actinopteri; Salmoniformes; Salmonidae. Gene Ontology annotation, biological process: cyclic nucleotide biosynthetic process; adenylate cyclase-activating G protein-coupled receptor signaling pathway; intracellular signal transduction. Bases 1 to 3198 code for a protein of 1065 amino acids. The record is from RefSeq and is a predicted model, not a curated record. Gene Ontology annotation, molecular function: adenylate cyclase activity. Gene Ontology annotation, cellular component: plasma membrane. The transcript has 10 exons.
AUGUGGACAGUUAUUCUAACAUUUUCAAAGUGCACAUCAGAAUUCAGUAAGAAGGGCCUCACAUCAGAAUUCAGUAAGAAGGGCCUCGCAUCAGAAUUCAGUAAGAAGGGCCUCGCAUCAGAAUUUAGUAAGAAGGGCCUCGCAUCAGAAUUCAGUAAGAAGGGCCUCGCAUCAGAAUUUAGUAAGAAGGGCCUCGCAUCAGAAUUUAGUAAGAAGGGCCUCACAUCAGAAUUUAUUAGUAAGGGCCUCGCAUCAGAAUUUAGUAAGAAGGGCCUCACAUCUGAAUUUAUUAGUAAGGGCCUCGCAUCAGAAUUUAGUAAGAAGGGUCUCACAUCAGAAUUCAGUAAGGGCCUCGCAUCAGAAUUUAGUAAGAAGGGCCUCACAUCAGAAUUCAUUAGUAAGGGCCUCAUAUCAGAAUUCAUUAGUAAGGGCCUCACAUCAGAAUUCAGUAGUAAGGGCCUCACAUCAGAAGUCAGUAAGAAGGGCCUCACAUCAGAAUUCAGUAAGAAGGGCCUCACAUCAGAAUUCAGUAAGAAGGGCCUCACAUCAGAAUUCAGUAAGAAGGGCCUCACAUCCGAAUUCAGUAAGAAGGGCCUCACAUCCGAAUUCAGUAAGAAGGGCCUCACAUCAGAAUUCAGUAAGAAGGGCCUCACAUCAGAAUUCACCAUAUCUCUACUGGACCCCCCUCUCCUUACCCCUGAAAGUAUUGCUGCCAGCAUGGGGGCUGAUUCAGGGAGGAAGUUAGAGCAUGCUCAGUGUGUGUCCUGCACUGUGAAUGGGGAGCAGACAGAGGAGGGGGCCGGACUCAAUGGAUGCCAGGAUGAACAUAAGACUAACAGCGCCAAGUUUACUCCAGGCUGCAGCCCCAGGGCUCUGAAUGGCAUUCUCAGUCCUCCACUGGAGGACUCGGUGAUGGCCAGCCAGAGCUCUCUAUGUGACAUGCUCCAGGAGAAAGAAAAGAAGACCAGUACGGGCACAGGGACGGGUACCAGCCUGGGUAUGGGGGGUCCAGGAGGGGCGGGACCGGGGGGCACAGGCAUGGACCACUCCGCCCUCAUCCCGCUACGCUCCAAGAACUUCAGGGAGAAGAGUGACGUCCAUUUUGUUGAUGUCAUCAAGGAGGACAGUCUGAUGAAGGACUACUUCUUCAAGCCUCCCAUCAACAAGCUGAGCCUCAACUUCCUGGAGAGACCUCUGGAGACAGCCUACCGCAUCAGCUACCAGGAGGAGGUGGAGACCCAGGCCCCGGUGCAGACCUUCGCCAGCCCUACCUUCAGCUCCUUCCUGGAUGUUCUCCUAUCCUGCUCUGUGUUCCUCGCCCUCACCUUGGCCUGCUUCCUGGUUCCCAUGGUCACCAUGGAGACGCCUCCGGCAACCGUCCUGGGAUUGGCUACCGCUGCUGGUCUGUUAGAGCUGGUCUCCCUGGUGCUAUCCAUACGUAUGACGUUCUACCUGGACAACGUGUUGAGCUGUACCCAGACCUUGCUGAGGGUGGUGUCAGGCUGGAUCCCCCGUCAUGUGAUCGGGGCCGUGCUGGUCUCACUUCCUGCCGUGUCCGUGUUCUCACACCUCGCCUGCAGCCUCCACCUGCCCAUCCAGGUAACCAUGUUCCUGUGCUGUGCAGUGACCAUAGCCAUCAUCCAGUACUGUAACUUCUGCCAGCUGAGUUUCUGGAUGAGAUCUGCCCUGGCCACAGCUGUUGGUGUGGCUCUACUAGUGCUGCUCCACAGCCCCCUCAACAGGACAGGCUCCAGUAAUGACAGUUCUCCAGCGAUGGGUAACCUCACCAAUGAGACAUGGUCCACUCCAGAACCACGUCCAGAUGCCAUGGACCCCGUGAGACACCUAGACCUACUGGUCCCAGAAGCAGUACUCACCUACUUCCUCCUCCUCCUAUUGGUCUGGUUCCUGAACCACGAGUUUGAGGUCAGCUACCGUCUCCAUUACCACGGCAACAUAGAGGCCGACAAGCACCGCGUCAAGAUCCAGAACAUGCGGGACCAGGCCGACUGGUUGCUAGGCAACAUCAUCCCAAUCCACGUCGCCGAGCAGCUCAAGGUGACCCAGUCGUACUCCAAAAAUCACGACAACGCCGGGGUUAUCUUUGCGAGUAUUGUGAAUUUUUCUGAAUUCUACGAGGAAAGUUACGAAGGCGGGAAGGAGUGUUACCGAGUGCUCAAUGAGCUCAUCGGCGACUUUGACGAGUUGCUACGGAAACCGGACUUCGCCAACGUGGAGAAGAUCAAGACGAUCGGCGCCACGUACAUGGCGGCGUCCGGGCUGAACCCUCAACAGUGCAUUGACGACUCCCACCCAAACUCUAACCACCUGAGGGCGCUGUUUGACUUCGCCCUCGAGAUGAUGGGUGUUUUGGACGACUUCAAUAAAAACAUGCUAGGCUUUGGGUUUAAGCUCCGUAUCGGGUUCAACCAUGGUCCCCUGACGGCGGGGGUGAUCGGCACUACCAAGUUGCUCUACGACAUCUGGGGAGACACAGUGAAUAUUGCGAGUCGCAUGGACUCUACAGGGGUGGAGUGUCGGGUACAGGUGAGUGAGGAGAGCCACUCGGCGCUCAGCGGAAUGGGCUUAGAGUUUGACUACCGCGGUACAGUCAACGUCAAGGGCAAAGGUCAAAUGAGGACCUUCCUGUAUCCCAGGAGCGAUGAAAGAGGUGGGCAGCUAUUGGCUGAGCCUUGGCUACAGCCACAUCAAUUAGUUGCUGUUUUGCCCCCGGUGAAACCUGUCCAAUCACAGGCAGCCGUUGAACCCGUGGGGGAAGGGGACGCCGUUAAUACGACCAAGUCUGAUGCAAGUGCCAAUGCGCCAGCCCCUCCUCCUUUAUCCUCUUCUUACACUCCUCCCACAUCCUCCUCUUCCACCACAUUCACCCCCCAAGCCUCUUCCAUAGGACCUCCUGUAGCUCCUUCAGGACUAGGGCCAGAGCCAGGCCCGGCCAAGCCCUGCGGGGUGAGGGCAGAUCGGGCAGAGGGGUACAGGGACGCUCCUCCAAUCCCACCAGGAAUCCCCCAAACUGGGGCUGGCCACCCCGCUGCUACGGGCACGGACCCUCACCCCCUUACCCUGGACCUAGACCCGGAGCUAGUACCCUGUACCUUGGCACAGCCUGAGGAAGAGGAGGAGGAGGAAGCGAAUGAGCUGACAAAGCUCAAUAAGGAGGAUUUCAUGUCACGCCUUUGAUCCAUCAAGUGCUGAUCUAGGAUCAGCUCCCCCUUAUCCAUAUAAUCCUAUUCAUUAUGAUUUUAUAGCACUCCUUUCUCUGAGCUGAGCUGAAGACAGAAGUAGCUACAGAUACAGGUUUGUAGGGAUGGGAGGAGUUUUUCCCCCCUAACUUAUCCAUUAAUCACCUUUCUGAACCAAAACAGAUGUAUUCACAUGAUGAAAUGUGACUGCAGACAGAGUGACCUUUGGACAUUGACUUGUAGUCAAUCUAUGAUGGCUCAUCACUUUUCUAUUGGAAGGGGGAGGGCUGUGUUGAGCACAGUUAUUGUGGCACAAUAUAAUGCAGGGGGAGGGAGGAGGAGGAGAAGAGAAAGGGUUUUUGCUUGUUGGUGUUGAGGUUUUAUUUUUCUUAUGCUUUGGUUGAUAUGUAAAGAAGUGCCUUCAGGACAAGAACCGUUAACGAACAAGAAAUGAAUAUGGAACAAAAACACAAAAAAGGUUGGAACAAUCUUUAGCAUGACUUAUUUUUUCUAUUUCAAACCUAGUCUACCGAUGAUGCUGUGGUUCUUUUACUACAAGUUGUUUUUUCAAUGCAAUUUAUUUUGUUAUUGUAUCGUUAUCGUUUGUGCCAUAUUCAGUUUUUCACUUGAUCAGUUGUAGCCUAUUCGCCUGACCGUAAAGGGAAAUAAAUGACGUGCCAGACAGUGGUGGAUCAUGGGUAAGAAGCAGUGAGUUAUGGGUAGAAUAAGGGAAUGACAAAAAGCAGUGUUAUUGGUGUUUCUGCUUUGAGACGAUGGCUUAGAGUGUUUGAUGUGCUACAUAAACCCAAUACUAAAGGGAAAACCAACAUAGGGAUUUAUCUUCACACUGACGCUUUUUAAUGUCCAACUUUUCAGGAAACACAUUUUUUUUUUUAAAGAAACUUCCGUACAGCUUCUUUAAGUGGUCUGUGGAACAUAACUGUCAGAACCACAGAUCUCCUCACUGGGUCUCACACAACUUCUCCAAGACCUCUCCUAAAUUGAAAUUGCAAAUUGGGAUGGUAGCCCAUACCAAGCGGUCUUGACAGUAAGAAAACUGAACACAUAUGUUAUAGCACUCUCAAGUAACGAUUAUACUCUUAACAAGUAUACUGAAAAAGCACAAAUCUAAAAAUCGUUUAAGGGAAUCAUAGUGUUGGAAAUUAAAGGGACUAUUUGGUUAUAUCAAAAUGGGAAAGCACUUAAAAUCUUUAGGGAAAAUAUGUGUUAAAAGUAUGACAUUCGCCAAAAGGAACAGAAUUCAUUACAAACAGUUUAUUAACAUGUUAUAACAUGUAUUAAUGUGUAUUGAAGUGAAAACUCAAGUUUGUAUGAAGUUCUAUCCAUUGUGUUAGUUGCCACAGAAACAAAUGAUUUUGACCGACACCAGAUUCAACCAAUGGCUAAUCACGGCUGCCUUUAGCUUUGUGUGACAUGCUGGUUGGGGUGGGACGUUUAAUCUUUUAUCCAAUCACAGCCUCUGCAUGAGGGAGGCUCUACUGUAUUAAUGUACUUAAAAUGUGCCACUUUCAUCAAGUUAUUAUUUGGGUGCAAUGCAACCUAUAUUUUUCAAAGUUUUCCUUUUCGAGUACAUUUUUUGUAGUGUCUAAAAAAACUAUUUUUUUGUUGAGUUAGUAUGAUGAUAAUAAGCGAUGAUGAGGAUGAUUGUAUGUUUUAUGAAAUGAUGAAUCGCCUUGAGCAGUUCCAACUGCAACUCCUGUUUUGAGAAAAUCAACAUCUUGCUCACUUGGUUUUUUCUUUCUCUCUCUCUCUCUCUGACUGAUUCUCUGUGAAUUCUAUGUGAAGGGUGGUGUGCCCAAGGUCUCUUCCGUGGUCCCUCGCUUUUCUCUUUUCUCCCACCUUGCCUUUUCCCCUCUUUUCUGCUCAAGCUUUUACUUCUGAAAGGAAGGGUCUAUAGGGGAUUCAUCUGUAGCCCUGUCACUUUUGUGUCUUACAUUUCAGACAGAAAGUAGUAGGAAAAUCUGUGUGUAUGUGUGUAUGCGUGCGCGUGUGCUUUUCCCCCCAAGUCUAUUUGACUAAGGAGAAAGACUGAAAGUUGAAGUUGCCCCAUGGUGCUGAUCAAGGGUCAGUUUUGUGUUUUAAUUCCUAAUGGUCGAUGCUCGGACUUGGAUCUGAUGAGUAAUCUUUUGGGAUACCUCUACUCUAAACUGCAGAGAGAACCAAUAAGAGCUAGUUUAAGGGUCUUUAAGUGGGCUAUCAGAUACAAAUCAAAGCAGAUGGCCUAUAACUUCAAGGUGAGUGCCCAUAAAAAGAUCUAGAAAUAGUAUUAAAUCAGAAUUAAGUGCUAUAUGUUGUUCAUAUUAUGCCAAUGUACCCUUGCCAAAAUUCUGAGUCUGUUUAGAGUUUGGGACUUUUGUUUACCGACCACCAAUAUGUACUUCUGAUAUGUCAGGGCCUUUUAUUAGACAUCUUGUGUGGAUGUAGUUUGGUGGCUUAUUGUCAGCCUUCUUGAUAUUUUUAUCCUCAAAUGCCUUUCCACUUCCAAUAACUUUGUAGCACAUUCAUAGGUUCUAUAUAUCUGACUAUAGCUAAUAAUUCGACACACACCAUUUUUAUAUUAUGAAUUAAAGUACUGUGGAUCUUUGUAUUAAAUAUUUGGAUAUAUUUUUAUUUAUCACACUUGGGGAAAAAAAGCCACACUUAAUCUUUCACUUCCACAGAAGCAUACCGUAUUUACCAUCAAUCGUGUAUCUAUCUGGUUUAUGAUUACUUAAGUAAGUGUGUGUGCAUUGAAUCACACUUGUAUUUAUGUUGGUAGUUAGAGUGAGGCGGAGUACAGUAGCGAUUUGUAUUGAGUUUGGAGUGAAAGGGCACAGUAACCAAGACUGGUAUCCAAGGGACUUUUUUUUUUUUAAGGGAACUAGGCAGAACACGGAGGAGGGACAUGGGCAUGCCACCCUCUUACUAAAACCUUCACCAAUACUGAGAAAUAAAAAAGGGAAUAGAAGUCAAAACUAAACUGUCUCCAACUCUGUGCUCUCUGGUAAAAAGGGAGGAAUGGGCGGGAAUGACUUUGACUUUGCUUGUUUGAGUCUGACAUUUUCACCACUUUGCUCUGUGUGUGUGUGUGUGUGUGUGUGUGUGUGUGUGUGUUUGCGUGGACAUAUGCUUUUUGCUACCACUUCUCACCCAUACACUCCCGCAAUUAGUCAUUGAUUUCUUUCUUUGCCUCUCUUGACAUUUCUAACCAACCUUAGGGUUUGUUUGUUAGCUUUCAUGACAUGGAUAAAGCCUCCAGAAGUCUAUUUUAAUUGAGCCCAAGUAGUAUAAUUCAAAAGAAUAUAUAAUAUAUAUGCCAUUUAGCAGACACUUUUAAACAAAGUGACUUACAGUCAUGCGUGCAUACAUUUUACAUAUAGGUGGUCCUGGGAAUCGAACACACAAUCCUGGCAUUACAAGCGCUAUGCCCUACCAACCAGGCCAUACAGGACCCAACUAAGCCAUACAGGAUAAUUAUGCUAUACAAUAUCUAAUACGAAUUGGGAGACAAAAGCCAACAACGAACAAACAAAUUAUUCAGUAAUUAACAUAAGCUUUAACAAGGAUGCAUGGAACAGAUAGAUUAAAUAUAUAUUGUUUGAACUGAACCAGUGUCUGGGCCUGUGUUUCUUUUGACAGAAAAAGUCCUUUUACCAGGCCUUCACUCUAGUAAGUACAAUUUGAAUUGUUGAGAAAAUAUUGUUUUUCUUCUUCUUUUUACUGCUUGGGGUGCAGAUAUACUAAAUAUUUGUGGGUGUGUUCGCACAUUCAAACUAUCAUCACAAGCAAAAGACAGUUGAUAAUUCACUCGUGAUUAAAUUGCACACUCACUUUCUUUCACUGCUAUGGUAAAUGAACUAUAGUAAAUUAGCUCCAUGUGUUAUUUCCACACUGGGGAUAACGAUAUUGGAAAAAGCCAAAGUGUUUUAAUUUGUUGAUCUGAGAUGUAUGUUAUUGUGUUUUUUUGCUUGUUUAUAUUUGCCUUUUUCAAUCAGUCAGUGUGUUAUUGUUUGUUUAUUUGUUAUUGUGCACAUUAACCAUAGCCAAUGUAUCAUUUUUAAACACGAUGAACAUAAUCUGUAUACAUUUGCACAAGGCACUCACUAUGUAUGUACAUAUGCAAUAUGUAUUUGAUGUCACAUUUAUGAUUUUGUUUCAACUUUUUGUACAUGUGCCUGAGCCAGAUUUGGACUUUUUGUGAAAAUCGAUGAACAGGAGAACACUUCAAUAUCAAACUGUUUUGUCGUCUGCCUGGCUGUCUGGGUGACUUUGUGACUGAUAUAUUACCUAUGAUCUUUCAAGGGGCUUGUCAAAAUAAGUAUUUUAGAUGCUGCAAGUGCGGCAAUAUUUCUACCAUAAUUAUGACAACCACCAAUCCCCUGCAACUAGCAUAAGUACAAUAGUAAUAUAUUUUGGUCCUUAAUUCAAGCGCCUGAUGUUAAUGUGGAGACCUAUUAGGCUUAUUAGACAGUCCAAAGUCCAUCACACUGCCAUUGAUUGGGGGGUUGGGGGGGUAGGAGGAGGAAAGCAGCAUUGUGUGCCAACAUACACAGGAGAGAUGAGGCCAGUGGGAAGGUAGGCCUGGCAGGUAAAUCAAGAAAGAUAAGUACAGAAAUUAAAGGAUCCAAACUUUUGUUUA